Molecule: messenger RNA, 2692 nt
Organism: Bufo bufo (common toad)
Lineage: Eukaryota; Metazoa; Chordata; Amphibia; Anura; Bufonidae
Gene: PPIG
Product: peptidylprolyl isomerase G
Exons: 13
Coding region: 238-2475 (745 amino acids)
Biological process (GO): protein peptidyl-prolyl isomerization
Cellular component (GO): nucleus
Molecular function (GO): peptidyl-prolyl cis-trans isomerase activity
Source: RefSeq, a predicted model, not a curated record
CAUCAGAGAGCGGCCAUCUUCCUCAGCAGACUGCAGCAGUUGAGGGAGGGGAACGAUUGGAUCGGCGCUUGCCAGCUCAUGUCUGUGUGGUCUCCGCGCUCAGAGGAGGGAGGCGGACAGGGCCGGAUGGUGUUCUGCUAGUUGGAGGUCCCGCACGCUUCUGCUUCCGUGACUGUAGGAGAAGACGCCCUGGCCCUCGCCUUCCGCGGUGUCCACCGUGCGGACUGAGUGGGAAUCAUGGGGGUCAAAGCUCAGCGUCCUCGUUGUUUUUUUGACAUUACAAUCAACAAUGUACCUGCUGGAAGAGUCAUCUUUGAACUGUUUGCAGACAUUUGUCCAAAAACGUGUGAUAAUUUCCGAUGUCUCUGCACAGGUGAAAAGGGCAUUGGGAAAAUCACACAGAAGCCAUUGCAUUACAAAAACGGCAUGUUCCAUCGAGUGGUGAAAGAAUUCAUGAUCCAGGGAGGUGAUUUUAGUGAAGGAAAUGGAAGAGGUGGGGAGUCUAUCUAUGGAGGCUUUUUUGAAGAUGAGAACUUCUCAGUUAAGCACAACAAGGAAUUCUUGCUGUCCAUGGCCAACAGAGGCAAAGACACUAAUGGGUCACAGUUUUUCAUAACAACAAAGCCAACGCCACAUUUGGAUGGACUUCAUGUUGUUUUUGGACAAUUGAUAUCUGGACAGGAAGUGAUCAGGGAGAUUGAAAGUCAGAAAACGGACGCCUCCAGCAGGCCAACAGCGGAAGUCAGGAUACAGAAUUGUGGAGAGCUCGUCCAUGUUCAGAAGUCAAAAUCUAAAAAAGAAAAGAAAAAACACAAGUCCUCAUCUUCCAGUGACACUGAAGGUUCAAGUGAUUCUGACUCGUCUUCUGAUUCGUCUUCUGACUCCGAAGAGGAGGAGAAAGCCAAGAAGAAAAAGAAGAAACAUAAGAAAAAUUCAAAGAAGCAGAAGAAGGAGAAGAAAAAGCGUAAGAAGACUAAGAAAAGUUCUGAGAGUGAAAAUGAAGAUCAAGAACUUCAAGUGACAUCCACUGUCCGUCCAGAAGAGAUCCCAACUGUGCCAGAAAACAAAUUUUUGAUGAGAAAGAGCCCUCAAAGAGCUGAGGAACAGGAAAGCAGAAUGAACAACAGAGAACGUGAGCGGGAAAGUUCUUCGCUUUAUCAGAGAAGACUCUUAGUAACCAGGUCUGGAAGAAAGAUCAAGGGUAGAGGCCCAAGACGCUACCGCACACCCUCAAGGUCUAGGUCUAGGGAUCGUUUUAGAAGAAGUGAGACUCCCCCGCACUGGAGACAGGAAAUGCAGAGAACCCAAAGAAUGAGAUAUUCUAGUGGAGAACGUUGGAUCAAGGGAGAUAAGAGUGAAUUGAAUGACAAGGAUAGCCAGAAAAGCCCUGUCCGUGGAAGAGAAUGGAAACAUUCUGAUCAAAGAGAAAAUUCUGAGAGUCCACACAAAAAAAGUGAUCACGGGAAGAGAAGUAAAGACCACAAACGAAGCAGCAAAGACAGGGAAUCUAAAGAUGCUGAAAAUGAAGAAAAACGGAAUAGAAAAAGAACAAAAUCAGAAAGGAGUGAAAGCAAGGAGAAUUUAAAAACCAACAGGGAUAAUCCAAGCAAACGUAAAGACAGGAGCAGUUCAAGAAGUAAGGAAAGAGGGCACGAGAGGGGAAGAGAUAAAGAAAAGCACUCUAAUAACAAAGCAAAAGACAAAGAGAGAAGCAGGAGUAAAGAGAGAUCGAGGCACAGUACUUCAAAAAAUGAGAGAGGGAGGAGUAAAAGUAAGGAAAGGGAUAGAAGCAAAGAGCGAGGUAAAGGCAAGGAGCAUGAUAAAAGCAAGGAGCGGCAUGAAAAAGCAAAGAGCAAGGAGAGAGAGUCUGAGAAAGCAAAACAUAGAUCUAGUAGUAAAACUAAGGAACGAAGCAAAAGCAAAGAGGAUAAUCGAAGAGCUCGCUCAAGAAGCAGAGAUAAUGACAGAACCAGGAGUCAAGACCAUGCAAGAAGCAAGGAAAGAGACUCAAAGCGAAGAGGUCGUACCAGAUCCAGAGACCGAAAGGGAACUCCAGAGAGGUCCAGAAAUAGAAGAAGUAGAAGUAGGAGAGGCUCAAAAUCUUCAGAUAGAGAGGGCAGUCAAAGCAAAAGCAAAGACUCCUCCAGAAGGGAGGAAAGUAGCUCUCAGAAGAAGAACACAGAGAGGGAAAGCCAUAAAAGGAGGCAUUCUCGUAGCAGUAGUCCAGACAGUAAACGGGGCCGGAGGUCCAGUAGAAAUCGUACUAGUCCAGACUCCAAUACAGUACAUAGUACUCACGGAGAAGACCGUUCAUCCCACCGAAGAAGCCAAGACAAGGAGAAAAGAAGGUCUUCACAUGGCAAGGAAACCAGCAAAAAGUCUUGCAGUCGUGAACGGGAUUCUUCCAGCGCAAAAGAAACAAAAUUAAAUGACCAGUCAAGUCCUAAGAGUAUUGAUAACAACAAUGAGAAAUGAAAUAUAAAUACUACCUACCUAAACUUGCCCUAAAGGACAUUCAGCUUUCUGUUUUUUUAAAGCAAAAACUUUAAGUUCCAUGUUUUUGAUAAUCCUCAGUCUGAAUCAUUUGUAUUCAUGACGUUUUAAUAAACUUUCCAAAAUUAUUUUUAGAUGUAAAACCGUGUCAAGCACAGGAUGGCUUUCUCCUGAGUUGUGUAUGAAAUUUGGCUGAUUU